AAAUAUCACGCCAUAUCUCCCAGCUCUUACUUGCACCAAUCAUCUCCUUCUCUCUCUCUCUCUCUCUCUCCCUUUUAAUCAGCCAUGGAAGUCUCAUGGGAACAAAGUGUCACAGACUCUAUCAACACCAUUUACCUACUAUUCUCAGCUUACUUGGUCUUUGUUAUGCAACUUGGCUUUGCCAUGCUAUGUGCUGGCUCAGUCAGGGCCAAGAAUGCCAUGAACAUUAUGCUCACAAAUGUUGUUGAUGCAGUUGUUGGUAGCAUCUCUUAUUAUCUCUUUGGCUUUGCUUUUGCAUUUGGGGUUGGUUCCAGUUCUUCUAAUCCCUUCAUUGGUACCACUUUCUUUGCCCUUAAAGAUAUUCCCAACACUACUUAUGACUAUAACUUUUUUCUUUUCCAAUGGGCUUUUGCUAUAGCAGUUGCUGGAAUCACCAGUGGCUCAAUAGCUGAGCGAACCCAAUUCACUGCUUACCUUGUUUUCUCGUUUUUUCUUACUGGGUUUGUCUACCCAGUUGUGGCUCACUGGGUUUGGUCGUCAAACGGUUGGUUGAGUGCUAGUUCAAGUGAGUUGUUGUUUGGGUCUGGUGCCAUUGAUUUUGCAGGCAGUGGGGUGGUUCAUAUGCUAGGUGGGAUUGCUGGGCUUUGGGGCUCCUUCAUAGAAGGCCCCCGGGUGGGUAGGUUUGACGCAUUUGGAAAGCCCAUGCCAAUGCGUGGGCAUAAUGCAACUCUAGUGGUACUUGGUACAUUCUUGUUGUGGUUUGGAUGGUUCGGCUUUAACCCUGGCUCUUUUGAUAAGAUUCUUGUAGCCUACCCUAAUACAACUGAUCAAGGUAACUGGACUGCCAUUGGCCGAACUGCAGUGACUACGACGUUGGCAGGUUCAACUGCCGGAAUUACAACCCUAUUCGGCCGGCGGUUACUAGUAGGCCAUUGGGAUGCAUUAGAUGUUUGCAAUGGAGUGCUUGGUGGGUUUGUCGCAAUCACUUCUGGCUGUGCAGUUGUUGAGCCAUGGGCAGCAAUUGUGUGUGGGUUUUGCUCUGCUUGGGUCCUAAUUGGGUUGAAUAUUCUGGCCCUGAAGUUGCAAUUUGAUGACCCAUUGGAAGCAACUCAAUUGCAUGGGGGAUGUGGUGCUUGGGGAUUGAUAUUCACAGGGUUGUUUGCUAAGGAGGAAUUUGUGAUUCAAGCAUAUGAGUCAGGUGAGAGUGGCGUGGUGAGGCCUUAUGGCCUUCUAAUGGGUGGGGGAUGGGGUCUGAUUGGAUGCCAAGUGGUUCAGGUUCUAGUGAUAGUGUUGUGGGUGAGUUUGACGAUGGGACCUCUUUUCUAUGCUCUUCACAAGCUUCGGAUAUUGAGGAUAUCAAUUGAUGAAGAAGUUGCAGGGCUUGAUAUCUCUAGCCAUGGAGGCUAUGCCUACGUUGCUCAUCCAGAAGAUGAUCAACCCCGUUUUUACGCAGACUACAUGCGACUGCAAGCUCAAAAUCAAUCAUAAGUGCACGGCAUUUGCACACUUUGAUUUCAUCUCAUUAUUAUUCCUAUUCGUAAUCCCAGUUUGUUAAUAAAGAUGAAAUGCAAUCGUCAAAA
This is a messenger RNA of Hevea brasiliensis (rubber tree), 1580 nucleotides long. Its product is annotated as ammonium transporter 1 member 3. Gene Ontology annotation, molecular function: ammonium channel activity. The coding region runs from base 85 to 1488 and encodes 467 amino acids. Lineage: Eukaryota; Viridiplantae; Streptophyta; Magnoliopsida; Malpighiales; Euphorbiaceae. Gene Ontology annotation, cellular component: membrane. The record is from RefSeq and is a predicted model, not a curated record. Gene Ontology annotation, biological process: ammonium transmembrane transport; ammonium homeostasis. The transcript has a single exon.